Aphanomyces invadans is the source of this 1714-nucleotide messenger RNA. RefSeq lists its product as hypothetical. The transcript is spliced from 3 exons. The coding region runs from base 28 to 1302 and encodes 424 amino acids. The record is from RefSeq and is a predicted model, not a curated record. Gene Ontology annotation, biological process: regulation of transcription by RNA polymerase II. Gene Ontology annotation, cellular component: piccolo histone acetyltransferase complex. NCBI's taxonomy places the organism in Eukaryota, Oomycota, Saprolegniomycetes, Saprolegniales, Verrucalvaceae.
GAAUUUGACCAACUUGGUCCCAUCCACAUGCACCGACGACAAAGCUUGCGACCGCGGCAGUUGGACGUGCAUUCCCGGAUCCGUCUCGUUCGCUCGGAUGCCGACAUCGACGUGGAUUCAGAAGAGCAGGACGGUGCUGCCUCUGCUCCGAGCAUCACGUCGUUCCAGGAACUGACCGAGAUGGCCGAUGAUCAACCGGCCAAGAUUAAGAGGAAGAAGAAUAUUCCAAUUCCAGUGAACAAACUUGUCCCCAAUUACGAGAAGGACGUGCUCCCGGACUUUCACCUGCCUACGAGUUACAUUAAGCUCAGCUUGAACUUCCAAACGUCAUCGUCGUCAUCCGCGGCACCCGUCAGUGCCCCUUCAAACGCCGCAACGGCCACGUCUGCAGGGGAAAAGGUGGAAGUCGACUUGGAGGUCGAAGAUCUUGCAUGGUUGCGGGAACAUCCCCGAUACGGCGAAGCUGCCGAUCCUCGAUACCAACUCACCCCCGACACAUUUGCGAAGAUGUUAGACCUCCUCGAGAAAGCUUCGGCGCUCAUCAACCCAGGUGUCAUUACACUGGCUGAGGCAGACGAAAUCUUCUCCAAGCAGAUCCACGUUGUCAAGAGUCCUUGCCACAAGGUCUCGACCGACGUGUACAACUACUGGGUGGCAAAGCGAAUGGCCCUCAAGAGGCCGCUCCUUCGCAAGUACUGGCCGCAAACGCCCCUGAACGACACGAACCCGCACCUGGUGUUUCGACCUCGUGAAAAGGAACGGUACAAGUUGCGAAAACAUCGCAAGAACGACAUGGAAGGCCUGCGGAAACUGCAGCAAUUGCGCCACGAUUUUGAUCGCGUGCGGCAUUUGCUGGACUUGGUGCGACGUCGAGAAAAGUACAAGCGAUUGCUCGUGGAUUUUCUGGACGAAACGCGACGGCAACAAGUGCACGAUUGCCUCCAGGCCGCAUUGCCGUCCCUUCCACCGCGACAGCCCAAGGUACACUACCAAAAGAAGCAUCAACUAGAGUCUCAACACGUUUCAAAUUGUCAGAUUCCAAGCGAAGACGACAUCAAACCUCGCAAGAAGAAGAAGAAAAACAAAAACUUGCACUCGGACCAACAACUGCCCAGUUCGCUGCUUGAGGUGUCGCAGCCCGCAUUGGCGUUCACAGACGUCCAAAGGGUGAAGGUGCCCACAUUUCUGGAAAAGCCCAUGGCACGACCUCACGACCUGCCAAUUUACGUGGCGAGUUACCCGCCUUCUUCCACCGAACUGUACGCGGCCAUCUUUCAAGACCCCCCUGUCUUUAGAGGGUAAGUUCUUGAGGAUGAAGGAUUUGAAGAAAGGGGAAUGAAUAUUCGUUUUGCAGGCGUUGGCGAAAAGGUCGUGGGGGUCGAUUGAUCAUGGAUCGUGUCCCUCUGUAUGGGAGCAGCCGAGAAGUUCAAGCCCCCCCAUUCCUUGUGGAUGACUCGGUACAUGCCGGAACUGCCUUGGCACCAAAGAAGACGCUAUGUCGCGCUGCAGUUGCCGCGAUUUGCAGCAUGAGUGACUCUGAAGAUGAGCUGGUCGAUAUGACUGGAGCCCCCGACGAGGACAAGUCCAGACCCACCAAGUACGUUUUGGCUGUUUAAUUGGAUCAGCACAGAAGAUGUCCUCUGGCAAAAGAUAUUUUUCAUUUUGAAUCCGAUUGUCUAAUUGGUGUUAAUGAAGCUUAUAUAAAUGUCCCCAA